Sebastes umbrosus (honeycomb rockfish) is the source of this 4161-nucleotide messenger RNA. RefSeq names its product SLIT and NTRK-like family, member 6 (gene slitrk6). Gene Ontology annotation, molecular function: protein binding. NCBI's taxonomy places the organism in Eukaryota, Metazoa, Chordata, Actinopteri, Perciformes, Sebastidae. Gene Ontology annotation, biological process: positive regulation of synapse assembly; regulation of presynapse assembly; axonogenesis. Gene Ontology annotation, cellular component: membrane. The transcript has 2 exons. The coding region runs from base 439 to 2997 and encodes 852 amino acids. The record is from RefSeq and is a predicted model, not a curated record.
CAGCAUGCAAAUUACUGAGCAACUCCUCCAACACACCGCACACUGGUUAACUACACAGAGCGCGCGGCGCGGCGCGAGAGCAGGACACGGAGUCGCGCGUUCAUCAUAUUAUAGAGAGAGUGGACUAUAUAAAGAAGAAGAAGUGGGGUUUUUUUAUAACCUGCAACAUCGUUUGCAUCGUUCUCGAACCUGCAACUUAAUUAAUUCCUCUGAGGUUGCAGGAGGAGGAAGAGGAGGAGGACACUCCAUCAUCCUGGGACCCGGAGUGAAAGCUCUCAGCACUGCAAGGGAAUAAUUAGCAGCCUGGUGUCAAGACUCCAGAGAGGACAAGUGAGGACUGACUGUGAAGUUUCUUUAAAGGAAGUGUCUCCAAUGCGCACACUGAUGGACCAGUGACAUCUGGACCUGCAUCCCUUCUUGUUUCCACCAGUUUUAUAAAUGAUAUCUCUGAGCGAAAUGCUGCCCUGCAUCAUUUUCCUCGGCUUGUUUCUCACCGCGGCCCGGUCCCAAGAUAUCCACCCCUCCCAGGCAUCGUCGUCCUCCCUCAGCGAGUCUUGUGACUCCCUGUGCUCCUGCGAGGGGAAAGAUGGCAUCCUUCAUCUCAACUGCGAGCAGAGGAACAUCAGCAAAAUCUCCCAAAUCAAAGUCCCGUCAGGAGUGCCCUUCCACCUGAACCUUUACAAAAAUGACUUGGUGGAGCUGCGCGCCGAGGAAAUGGAAGGGCUUAAGGGCGCCCUUUCGCUGCACAUCGGGGGUAAUAGCAUUCAAGAGCUGGAACCGGGGGUCUUUAGCACUCUCGGCUCGCUGAAAAAACUCCACAUAAAUAGCAAUUUCCUCGUCACUCUGAAAGAGGACACCUUUCAAGGCCUGGUGAAUUUGGAGUUUCUCCAAGCGGACACGAAUUUCAUUCGGGUCAUCGAGCCCGGGGCGUUCAACAAACUGAUCCGCCUCAAGGUCCUCAUCCUCAACGAUAAUUCCAUCGAGUUUUUACCCAACAACAUUUUCCGCUUCGUGCCCCUCACCCACCUGGAUCUACGCGGCAACAAGCUCCAGACGCUGCCGUAUGUCGGCUUUUUGGAGCACAUCGGGCGGAUAAUGGAGCUCCUCCUGGAGGACAACGACUGGGUGUGUGACUGUGAUAUUUUACAUUUAAAAAUCUGGAUGGAGAACAUGAGGGCGCAGUCGGCGAUCGGGGACGUGGUCUGCAGCACGCCGCAUCACCUUAAAGGCACCAUUCUGGCUAAAGUCAAGCGGGACGUUCUGUGUCCGUCCCACGCUGAUAUCAACCUGGAGGAGCCGUCGAAGUCACUGGAUAUGGUCGUCACCCCCUCGUCCAAAGUGUCUCAAAGCCCCAAGUUGAUCGACGCCAAAGACGACGCCAAGGCGCCGACGCCAUCUCACGUUCCUGGCAGCCCCUGUGUGGAGCACUGUUCUUGUCACAAUCACCCCGUGGCUGGCUUUUUGAUGCAUUGUCAGGACCGAGGGAUUCAGAAGGUGUCGGAUAUCGGGAUCCUCCAGCAGAGGCCCACUAAGCUGGUCAUGACGGGGAAUAUGAUUCAGAAACUCCUCAAGUACGAUUUUGUCACAUUCGACAGCUUGGAGUUGCUCAACUUGGCGAACAACAGGAUUGAUUACAUCGAUAAUGAAACUUUCCUCAGCCUGAGCAGUUUGAAGAAGCUGUAUUUGAACGGCAACCAAAUUGAAAAGCUGUUCUCCACAAUGUUUGUGGGGCUCCACAACCUUGAAUACCUGUAUCUGGAAUACAACGUUAUCAAAGAGAUUACCCCGGGCACAUUUAAUCCCCUGCCGAACCUGAAGCUGUUGUCAUUAAAUAACAACCUGCUCAGCUCCCUUCCCGCGCAGAUAUUUCGCAACGUGCCCCUCGCCAAAUUAAACCUGAGGAAAAAUCUACUUAUGCACCUGCCAGUGAGCAACGUGCUCGAUCAACUCGACGCGCUGGAGCAGAUUUAUUUAGAGGACAACCCCUGGGACUGCAGCUGUGACUUGCUCAGCCUCAAACAAUGGGUGGAGAAGCUCAGGAAGGACACGGUGGUGGGCUCCAUUUUGUGUCACACCCCGAAGAAAGUGAUGCAGUCCGAGCUGAGGAGCCUUCGCCACGAGGUGCUGUGCCCCGGGUUGGGCACUUACUACCCCGUGCCUCCAGGUGGCGAGGAGAGCGUGACCGCCACCCUGGGGCCCGACAGCGCCGUAAACGGUUUCUUCAGCUCCCUCACGGACACCGUCCCCCUCUCCGUGCUCAUCUUAAGCCUCCUCAUGUUCAUCCUCAUGAUUAUAUUCUGCGCAGCCGGACUGGUGGUGUUCGUGGUGCACCGGCGGCGCAGACGGGCGAAGAAGAAAGCAGCAGAGGAGCCGCAGAGAGAGAACAGCAGCAGCAGCCCCAUCCACUUGCACUACAGCAUGUACGGGCAGAAAACGACGCACCACACUCUGACGCAGCGAACGGGAUCCGCCACUCUCUACGAAGAGCGCUCGCACAGCCCCAUCGUGCAGAUCUGCCGCAACCCCACCUACUGCUCCCAGCAUAAGGAGCACGACGUCGACCUGGACUACGGCCUGGACGAGCCCGGCAUCAAGCACCACAUGUGCCGGAGCAUCAUGGAGAAGGAGAACACCUCGCCGCUCACGGGAAACCCCGGCACAAAGUUCCGCCCGAUGACCGGCGAGUGCCCCGCGGAGUUCGUCACCCUCGGCAACCCCAACUCCCUUUACAGGAACAUUCUGGAGCGGGAGAAGGAGCUGCAGCAGCUCGGGAUAACGGAGUACCUUCGGAAAAACAUGCCCCAGCUCCAGUCCAACGUGGACAUGCAGGUCCCGGGGCACCAGGAGGAGCUGAAGCUAAUGGAGACGAUUAUGUACUCGAGACCUCGCAAGGUCAUGCUCGAGCAAACUAAGAACGAGUACUUUGAACUCAAGGCUAACCUGCAUACUGAGCCGGACUACUUGGAGGUUCUGGAGCAUCAAACUGCAUUUAACUGAGCUUAUUAAGCAGAAAAACUAUAUAUAUAUAUAUUAUAUUUUCAACCAAGUGCCUUGUCCUGUUUGCCCUCCUGUACUUUUCCACAGUGUGAAAUAUAUAUCAUGGGCACAUCACUUUGAGUUUAAUCGUAGCACAGAAUGUAACUACUUUGUGUUACCUUUUAUCUGCUGACAGCCAUGUUAUGUAGCUGGUGAAAGGUGGCGUCAUUUUUGGCCAAAUGUAACUUAAAAAUCUUAAAAUCAGAUUAAAUAUCUCAUGGUGCGCUGCUGCCGAAUUGAUCCAGCUCACACCCUACCCCCCCAUGUGACAUCCUGAUCGGAUCAAGCAGAUGUUUGGAGUGAAUUUCAAUCACCACUUGACCCAGAAUUGCUGUUUAAUCAGACUCUAGAUAUGACCUGAUUACACCCUCUGUCAACACGAGCCAGCUGGAACGCUCAUUGUGCCGUAGAGUCAGCAAAAAAUGCCAACAAGUACAUCGGAAAAACAGCGAUAGGAUCGACCCGCUGCACAGUCGUGGGUCCUUUAUUUAUUUUUAUAUAUAUCACAGAAAAGGAUGUUUUUAUUUUCUCUCAAUCAGUAAAUACAGCACUUAAAGUAUAUUAUACACAACUGUAAUCUUGUAAAAAAAAAAAAAAUGCAUUGCACUAAUCAAAUGCCAUAAGAUGGUGCAUGACAAUCAACAGAGUCCUGCUGAAUUUUUUUUUUUUUUCUGCCAGAAAAAAUGAGCCACAAAUGUUUGUAUGUGUGAGCGUGUGUUUGUUUCAUGUCACUAUUUUACGACGAUGAGUCAAAACAGCAUUUCGGAACUCCGCUCCGCUCCGAUCCGUCCUCGUGGGCUGAUUUUGGAUCUGUUUUGAACUGAUUAGAGGCGGAGGGAAUAUUAACAACCUGCCCCGACUGACUUCAGCCAACAUAAAAGCAAUGGACUGACAUUUGCAAAAAUGUGGACGUUUGUCAGAAAUUUGCACUCCAUUCAUACUCUUCAAAAAACGGUUCAUGUAAGCACACACUCUGUAGCUUUUCUACUCAACUAGAUUGAAUUAUUUAUUCUGUAUAUUUUGUAUAUACUUCCGUUCCAUUAUAUCUUUGUUUUUGGUGUGCCUUCAGUGCUGUACAGAAUAUAAACAGAAGCUGUAACUGAUAAAUAAAGAGUUGCAAUAUUA